CUCACACACCAAAUCAAUAGAGAAAAUUAUUAACAGGAAAAUUGUUUUCUUGUUCCAUUUAUAAUGAGUGGAAAUUUUUGAGAAAAGUUUCAGCACAAUAUUAAUCCAGUUUGUUCGUGAGUUCCGUUGAUAGCAAAGAUUGCCUCGGUGGAUACGCAUAGAGUCUUCAAGAUCAGCAACAAAUACAAUAUGUCGGACAAGCUUAGCCAAUUGCCAGAUGAGCUUCUUGUGUCAAUUCUGUCUCAGUUGACAUUGAGGGAAGCAGUGGUUCUGAGUUGUCUUUCAAGUCGAUGGCGCUAUAUUUGGACACGUGUCACACGUCUUAACUUUAACCUUCCAAUUCCCAUAGAGGAAUGGGAUUGUAAAGAUACAGAAUUUUGCAGAAAGGAAGCAUCGAGACAUAUCGAUUGGGUUAAUCAUGUUUUGGCUUUGCACAAGUCAAAGUCUAAUUGUCAUUUAGAAGAAUUCAGUGUCUCUUGUCUUUUUCAAGAUAGUUUUCAAUGUGAAGUUGAUAAAUGGCUCAACUUAGCAUUAGCAACAAAAGUUGAAAGCCUGAAGAUAGAAUUGUUCUAUCGUCAUUAUUGGCGAGAGAAUCAUGCUUGUUUUAAUUUGAAGGACUUGUUUGGAUUUCAGAAUCUCAAAGUGCUGACUUUAUGCGGGGUUGAUGUGGAUAGUCAAGUGGUCAAGAUGUUCCUCUCAAGCUGUGCCCUUCUCGAACACUUGUCAAUCCAACAGUCUAACCAAUUGCAACAUCUGGAUAUAAUUGGUCCUUCCCUCAAGUUGAAGCAUUUGGAGAUACAGUAUUGCCAAAUGCUAUCUUCCCUGAAGAUUAAUCAGAGUGUCAAUCUUGUCUCUUUUAACUUCGAAGGAACGGAAACGAAUUUCGAGCUUGAUAUUGUUACUUCAGUUCUUGAUGUUCAUAUUGAUACAUGCUUCUUUCCGUCUUUGUCUGGACUUGUUACUACACUUGCAACUAAAUUCACUCAACUUGUGAUGCUUUCACUUAAAGUGUAUUCUGUUCAACUGGAGGACUAUUAUUCUCUUCCAAAAUUGAACAAUCUCAAGCAGCUUAUGUUGAGUGUUACGAGCGCUAUCGAUUGUAGCCUAAUUGGAAUUCCUCCUCUUCUCGAUGCAUCUCCAAACCUGCAAAAAUUCGAGAUCGAGGUAUGCACAAACUUAAGUUUAUUCUUUAGCUUUAAAUGUAGUAGUAGUGUUUUAUUUAAAUGA
Messenger RNA from Lycium ferocissimum, 1227 nucleotides. Its product is annotated as F-box protein At5g03100-like. The transcript is spliced from 2 exons. NCBI's taxonomy places the organism in Eukaryota, Viridiplantae, Streptophyta, Magnoliopsida, Solanales, Solanaceae. Bases 190 to 1227 code for a protein of 345 amino acids. The record is from RefSeq and is a predicted model, not a curated record. Gene Ontology annotation, molecular function: protein binding.